AUGGCGCAGAGUCCGACAGUCGACACGACGACAAUGAAUAUGGAGGCAUCAGGGCGCAUAUACAAAUCUCUACCAGAGGGUUGUAUUCGUGUGGUGCGCAUACAGCCGGGAUUAGAGGCUGAUGAUAUUGUCUGCCGUCUUGAACAGCCGAAAUUGCUCAGCGACUCCCCGUCUUAUGAAGCGCUGUCGUAUGCCUGGGGCACCUGUGACGCAACAGAAUACAUUUAUCUUGGGAAUGAAAGACUCGAAAAGUUCAGCGUGUCACCGAGCCUGGCGCUAGCUCUUCGGAUGCUGAGGGGCACUGAGGCAGAAGUGACCAUGUGGAUCGAUGCGAUAUGCAUCAACCAAGCCAACAACGCCGAGAGGGCGGAGCAGGUUAAGCUCAUGGGGGAGAUCUACCGGAGCGCGGAGCGGGUAGUCGCCUUUCUCGGCGCGCAUGAGGAUGGAAGCCAGGAACUGUUUCAAUUUCUGAAAGACUGGAAGGGCGAGAUAGACAUCUCUCGUUUCGAUGAUGCUUGGCAAGCUGGGGCUGCUGAGCGCCCGCUCCUUUCUCGCAGCUACUGGCAGCGUGCUUGGAUUGUACAAGAAUUGGUGCUGGCCUCUCAUAAGUAUCUCCAGUGUGGCAAGGAUCGAAUUUCCUUCUCAGCAUUGGAAUCAUUCCAUGCCGGUAUGGUGUGCGAGCCGAUAGAAAGGACAAUCCCUAUAACACACCCCUCGCGCCACGUUGUUGAUGCCGGCUAUUCCAAUACGUGGCACUCGCGCUUCGACCAGCUUAUAUCGACAGAUCCAUCCAUAUCUAUAGACAGUUUCCUGAAUGGCUUUCUGGAAAGCCAGUGCAAGGAUCCGCGAGAUCACAUCUACGCAUUCUACAACUUGCUUCCUCGGGAAUUAAAACGCCAUAUCAACAUCAAUUACGAUACCGGGGCAGUUGAAGUCAUUUGCCAAGCGGUGCAGGCAAUGAUGACAGCGACUAGAAGCCUAAAGAUAAUCACGCUACGAUCAAGACAGACAUCGCCAGAACAAGAGUGGCAGGAUUCUCUUCCCUCGUGGUGUCCAUUUUUAGGCGUCCCGUAUAUGGAUCCCCCCAGGUCUUCUGGUGAUCUGCGAGUCGACAAUCCCACCUUUUCAUUCUCAAGAGACGGGAAAUUCCUCCACGUCAAGGGAAUCGUGCACGGCAAGAUUUGUGACAGACUCCCCCGCUUCCCUCCAGCGAACCGGCCAUUCGAGCCACUGAAGGCUAAGCAUGUGGCGAGGUUAUUCUAUGAGCGGAACUACGCUUACGAGUGCAUCCAGUUCAUGAAAGAAAGCGGCCUCUGCGGCGAUGUCGACUUGAACGAAAGAGUCCUGGGAAAAGCCUUGGACGCUCGCCCUGGGGAUAAUUUGAUCUCCUAUCUGGAAAGGACAAAGGGACGGCGACGGCCUCGAUUCAGUGGGUCCCAGAUUGCCCAAAUGAGUAACUUUUCACAGUCCUUCCAUGGAAUGCAGCUCUGCAUGUUCGUAGUAGAUGCCCCUUCAACGAGGCAUGAUGAGGAGGAGGUUACAAUCUGGGUAGACUUUGCUAUCGUUCCGCGUGCGGCGCGCAACGGCGAUAGGAUAUGCGCAAUCCAGGGCUGUGAGCAGCUCGUGGUCCUUCGCAAUGUCUGCCAGGGACGUCGAUUUUACAGGGUAAUUGGCGAAGCGAGAGUCUGUUCCAACACAGGGGAUCAGAUCAUUUCCCAGGCUCCUGUUUCUUCGCUCAAGACCUUCACCUUGAUAUGA
Aspergillus versicolor CBS 583.65 is the source of this 1758-nucleotide messenger RNA. Its product is annotated as HET domain-containing protein. The record is from RefSeq and is a predicted model, not a curated record. The coding region runs from base 1 to 1758 and encodes 585 amino acids. The transcript has a single exon. Lineage: Eukaryota; Fungi; Ascomycota; Eurotiomycetes; Eurotiales; Aspergillaceae.